AUGUCAGAGUCGGGAACUUUGUUAAGAUAUGCCAGUCCCAAUGAGCGCCGCACAAUCAGUCGCGAAGAGCUAGGGUUUUACAAGGCCCUCAUCGUAGGCGCUGUCUAUGAGAUUGAGAGUGAUGGAAAAGAUUUGACCUCGUCCGGAUCAUUCAUUGCCCCUCUGAAAGCCUGCAUCUUGAAGUACCCUUUCCUGUCCGCCAUCGUGAAGAAUAAGCAUACCGAAAAGUCGGCUUAUCAUGAGGUUCCAACUAUCGAUCUCCAUGAUCAUAUCUCCAUUCUUCAAAAUGACAAUCUUGAGGGUGAUGACAACUCAUCUUUCGAAGGCAUUCUACCACAGAUCCUCGAUCGUCCGUGGCCUGCUGAAACACCCCCUUGGAGGAUUGUCGUUCUACCUCUAGCGUCACCACAUGGCUCUGCAGCAACGCGCUGCUUGAUUGUUUUCGCCUUCUCCCAUACCAUUGGAGACGGCAUGGUCGGAGUCGCCUUUCACCGUACAUUCCUUGAGGCAUGGCGACAGAGCGUUCGUCCCAAGGAAGAAGAGUCUUUCCUGAUCAACCUAUCCGGCCGAUCCCUUCCAGCACCCUUCGACACGCGCGAGAGACUUACCAUUUCAUGGAAAUUCCUUCUUGCACCGCUGGUAGCAGUAUACCUACCAAAAUGGCUAGCUUCGAUGCUAGGACUGCAUGCCCGCGUCAGCACGGUGGACGCUGGUACUUGGACUGGGUCGCGUAGCUUUUACGAUGCGGCGGUCAGCAACUCCAGCAGGGUGAAAAUUCUCGAAAUCGCGGCUCCGCUGGUGGAAAAGAGCCUGCAGAUCUGUAGAAAGCAUGACACCAAACUUACGGGAGCUCUCCACCAGAUGAUUCUUCGGGCGUUGAGUAAAGCAAUUCCUGAUCCCAGUGUCACAAACUUUGUGUCAGGGACCGCUGUUGAUAUGCGAAAAUCUGUCGGGAUACCGGCUCUUUCUUGGGGCCUUUAUGUGUCUGGCCUCUAUGCGGUGCAUCAGCGCGCACGUAACGUUGAGUCUCCAGCGCUACCAGAUUAUAUGUGGACGGAUGCUAGCUUAAUAACCAAGAACCUUGCCGAGUGCUCGGCAAGGCUUUAUGAUCAAGCAAUCGGCUUGCUCAGAUAUAUUCCAAGCAUUAGGAACUGGACACUGGGGAAAGUCGGGGCAGAGCGUGAUUGCUCAUAUGAAGUUAGCAAUUUGCUUGCCUUUGACGAUGGGAACAGUGAGGCAGAUCAAAAGUGCCACGUUACUAAGAUGAUCUUCUCACAGCCGGCAAAUGUUCCUAGUGGACCCUUGGUAUUUAACGUUAUCAGCGUUAAGGGGGGAAGCUUGGUUUGCACGGUGAGCUGGCAGGCUGGAGCUUUGGGUGUGCCUGUGGAGGAAGAGAUGCCAUUUGUUGAGGGCAUAUGCUCCUCAAUUCGGGAAGACUUCGAGUCUCUACAGAAGUGA
Penicillium longicatenatum is the source of this 1458-nucleotide messenger RNA. RefSeq lists its product as uncharacterized. Lineage: Eukaryota; Fungi; Ascomycota; Eurotiomycetes; Eurotiales; Aspergillaceae. The transcript has 2 exons. Gene Ontology annotation, molecular function: N-acetyltransferase activity. The record is from RefSeq and is a predicted model, not a curated record. Bases 1 to 1458 code for a protein of 485 amino acids.